Hippocampus zosterae (dwarf seahorse) is the source of this 3816-nucleotide messenger RNA. It is a transcript of the gene arid5b, whose product is annotated as AT-rich interaction domain 5B. The transcript has 10 exons. Bases 623 to 3673 code for a protein of 1016 amino acids. Gene Ontology annotation, cellular component: nucleus. Gene Ontology annotation, biological process: regulation of transcription by RNA polymerase II. Gene Ontology annotation, molecular function: transcription cis-regulatory region binding. NCBI's taxonomy places the organism in Eukaryota, Metazoa, Chordata, Actinopteri, Syngnathiformes, Syngnathidae. The record is from RefSeq and is a predicted model, not a curated record.
GGGGGGGCAAAAGAAAGGCGGAACAUCACGAGUCUCUCAUUGCCUUUUGAGGAACCAUUUGAUGGGCCUAUUAACUUUCAUGUAACAGUGUUUCUUGUCGGCAUCUACAGCCUGUGUGCGCGCGCGCUCGCGCACGCGCGUGUCAUUAUGUGAGAAAUGGGCUUUCAUACUCGGUGUCUUUUACACAAGUCCUGGAAGGCACAUACACGGUGGGCGCUGCAAAGACGGCGCACAAGCGACGUCAACUCCGGUUUUCGAGGCGGAUGGAUUGCGGUGAGUCACAUUUAGUGAGAACAAGCAGAAUCGUGGUGGGAUUGUUCGGAUGCAUUGCGAAUCGUCUCGAUUUGGGCGUGAUACGGCGCCUGGCUUGACGUACGAGUGACUAACAAGCUUGGAAAUUGAGCGUAAUUUGCAACAACGCGGCAGGAAAUGAAGCCGACAUGGCAAAUCGGUCGAAACGCCUCGCGCGAAGUGUAAAGAAGACAUUCCAAACGGUUGUCGAAAGUCCAACGGGUGCUAUCUUGAAGUGUGUCGCUGCGGGCACCUUGCAGGACCUGCGGCGAUCCAUUCAAGCCAGCAAGUUUGGGGAGCGUGUUGACUUGAAUCAAUUCAGAACGUCGCGAUGGAGCCGAACUCACUCAAGUGGGUGGGCUCGUCUUGCGGCUUACACGGACCCUACAUUUUUUACAAAGCCUUCAAAUUCACGAGCCGGGACGCGGAGGCUCGGAUCCUGUCGCUGGGGGACUUUUUCUUGGUGCGCUGCAAGCCGGACGAGCCCGUGUGCGUCGCCGAGCUGCAGCUUCUCUGGGAGGAGAGGACGAGCAGACAACUUUUGUCCAGCUCCAAACUUUAUUUCCUACCCGAGGACACUCCCCAGGGACGCGGCGUCUCCCACGGAGAGCACGAGGUGAUCGCCGUGUCCGAAAAGGUGAUCGUGCGCCUCCGGGACCUGGUCAAGUGGACGCUGCCGGACUUCUCGGGAUGGGCCCACGGUCUGAAGGCGGAGCCCCUCCAGGCCUCGGCGCUCCGCCAGCUGGGUACCAACGGGCGCCGCGAGGCCCUCCAUCGCUACCGCCGGAGCACGCUCACCAGCGGGCUCAACUUCAAGGACGUCCAGCGGGAGCGGGCCAACCUCGGUCAGGAGGAGGACGGCGGGAAGGUGCUGGUCCUCAGCUACCCGCAGUACUGCCGCUACCGCUCGGUGCUGCUGCGGCUGCGGGGGCAGCCCGGCUCGCUGCUGCUGGACCGCACGGUGCUGGCGCUGGGCGGCGUGGCGGCGCCGGGCGCCGACACGCGCGUCCUCUACUGCCGCGACACCUUCGAGCAUCCCGCGCUGCUGCGCAACGAGAGCGUCUGCGACCGCUUUGCUCCCAACCUGAAGGGGCGACCCCGCAAGAAGAAGUUGUCGGGCUCGCAGCGGAGGGACUCGGCGGCCCGCGCGCCGCUCGCCGCCCGCGACGCCAACGGCCCGGAGACCAAAAGUUCCUCCAAGGCCAGCUGCCGAACGUUGAGCUCCGCCCCCAAAAACAAAGCCGGCGGGAAGGAGAAGGACGCGGCGGAGGAUUCCUUCUCCUCGACGGCUUCCCCGGAGGAGGAGGAGGAGGAGGAGGAAGAGGACGACGAGGAGGAGGACGAGGAGGAGGCGGAGGAGGCGGCGGAAGCGGCCGAGGCGGCGGCGUCCUCGUGCGAGGAGAGCCGAGAGGACGAGCAGGCCUUCCUGGUGGAGCUCUACAAGUUCAUGAAGAAGAGGGACACGCCCAUCGAGAGGAUCCCCUUCCUGGGCUUCAAGCAGAUCAACCUUUGGACCAUGUUCCAAGCCGCGCAAAAGCUGGGAGGAUAUGAACUGAUCACGGCGCGGCGGCAGUGGAAGCACGUGUACGACGAACUGGGCGGCAACCCGAGCAGCACCAGCGCCGCCACCUGCACGCGCCGCCACUACGAGAGGCUUCUGCUCCCGUACGAGAGGCACCUGAGAGGCGAGCAGGACAAGCCCCUCCCGCCGGCCAAGCCCCGCAGCCAGGAGAAGGCGCCGUCGGCCAAGAAAGCCAAGGGCAAGCGGGCGGCCCGGAAGGAGCGCGGCGAGGCGGCCGGGGGCCGGCCCCCGUCACAGGACCCCGCGGCGAAAGGCGAAGCGGCCGGCGAGCCGGAAGCGCUGGCCGCAGAGGAGGCCGUCGUCGUCCGAGAGGAGGAGCUUCACUUGACGCUGAGGAAAGAAGAGUCGUACGGCGGGCGGACGCCGGGCCGCAAAGAGGGCGGCCCCGGAGAAGCCCCGCCGGCCCCCCGGCCCCUCGUCGUGGCGCUUUGGCCCGAGUGGAGACGGAUGGGCGGCGAGACGGAGGCGGCCCAAAGCUCCUACGUGGCGCCGCCGGAGUCGGAGAGCCGCGGCGGGAGAGCGUGCAAACGGGACAGGCGCUCCCCGGACUGGAGCGCCGAUCCCUCGGCGGGGAAGGACGACCACGGCGCCAUUCGGACGCAGAUGGCCGCCGACCGCAAAGUCGCCCGAGGCGUCAUGUCUCCACUGGCCAAAAAGAAGCUCCUCUCCCAAGCGUGCGAGUCGGCGUCCUUCACCGUGGCGGCGUCGUUGGCUCGGCCGGCCCUCGCCCUCGCGCCCGAGCGAGACGCGGACGCAGGCGAGCGGGAAGCUCGGUGGCGGCACGAGUCGGACGGCGUCCCCGAGGCGGCGCCUGUGAUGUCGCGGCCGUCGGUCAUCCGCCACGCGCAGAGCAGCAGGCCGCCCCCGGCGGCGGUGGCGGAGAGGAGUGGCGGCCGCGUCCUGCAACCUCACGUCGGCGCCCCCUGGCAGCCGUAUCUGCCCAGGACGCAGGAGAGCGCCUCGGAAAAGCUCCUGCGGGCGCGGGGCUUCGCCGGCGACCGCUACUCGUCGCUGCACCUGCACGGCCUGUACAGGCAAACGGAGAACUGCCAGCUGAGCGCCUACGCCGACGAGGCGGGGCGGGGCUUUGUUGGCCCCGAGCGGGAAGGCCAGAGCGGCGAGGACCAGGACCAGCCCCGGGAUUUGACGCUGUCCAAACGGCUCUGCCGGCAAGCCUUGGCCUGCGGCCUCCCCUACCCCAAGGCCUGCAGGGUCCCCCCCGUGAGCAUCUCGCCGCCCGUCGCCGCUGGCGAAUCCUCGCCCGAGCCGUCCCCGCCCGGGCCGGUCCGGCCCGGCAAACGAAGCCUCGGCGAGGCGGGGGGCGGGGGGGAGCCGGCCGAGAGGAAGGUCCGCGCGGUGGCGCCCCUCCACCCGGCGCCCGCCGUCCGACGCGGCGACCCCGAGGAGCUGCAGGCGGCCGAGCCGGCCCGCGCCGCGCACCUGACGGACGGGUGCCUCCCCGGGGGCCACCCGGCCGGCGCCUACCCGCCGCCCCGGGCCGCCCCCCUCUACGCCGGCAUGUACCCGCCCGGCGGCCCGCUGUCGCGGGACGGACUCGGGCGCCACCCGGGCCUGCAGUACCUGAAGAGCCAGUCGGCCGCGUCGCCCCUGGUGCCCCCCCUGGCCUUCCACUCGGCGCUGCUCCACGGGCAGCUUCUGGCCUCGGCGGCGGGCCCGCACCACUUCUUCAGGCACCCGGGCGGGGCGGCCCUCUACGGGGACCUGCUGCACCACUUGUACCCGCUUUCCACCCUCCCUCCGCCGCAGCUGUCCUCGGUACACCCCAGCACCAGACUGUGAGGGCCGCCACCCCCCCGUCGCCGAGCAAAGGCGGCGGCCCCGUCGCCGGAUGGGCCCGGACCGAUUGUCAAACUCUUUUGCGAGACAGACGCACAAAUUGCAUUUCUAUCGAUCUGUAUCCAGAUCCAGAUCCAGAUCCAGAU